AUGGUUCGCUGCUGGCCUUCGUUGAGCUCCCGCUCCAAGAAGGAUGCGGGGGCCGCUAAAUCGGGGAAGCUCGUCGAUGGCGGGUCGAGCGCAUCCACACUAAGCACUGACGCCAAAAAGGAGGAAGAGAAGAAGGACACGGAGAAGAAGGACGACGAGAAAAAGGACAGCGAAAAGAAGGACGACGACGACAAGAAGGACGCGACCGAGAAGAAGGAUGACGAGAAGAAAGACGACGCAGACAAGCCUAAGGUGCCUGUCGGGUCACUCAGCGAAGCCAAGAACAUCUACAAGGGCGCGUCCGACGACGACGGGAACUGGACAUGGGUUGACAAGUAUCCGGAUGACGUGGAGGAGGCGGCCGAGAACGAGGAGACGGCCAAGUUUGCAGUCGUGGUGCGCAACCAGAAGAGCAACGACAGCCGCAAGAAGCUCGAGGCCCACAGUAUCAUUGUGCAGAGCCCGUUGAUCCGGGCUGCGCUGGCGGAGAUUAUGGCCGAUUACCCGGGCGUGGCAUGCGAGCUGACCCGGCUGGAGUUUGAGGCGCCGUUUAAGCCUUUUGUGCACCGGUGGAACGAGUUCCAAAAGUACUACGCCAAGCCGGACCUGGACGAAAAGACCAAGGAGCACAUGAAGGUGCUGGUGGACAUCCUCGAAUACGAGAUCGGCAAGGAUGUCAAGACAUUCCAAGACUACGUCAAGAACGGCGUGGUGUGCUUUAAGGACCUGUGGAUGAUCUUCCAGCCCGGCAACGUGGUGAUCGCGCAGCACCAGGGCCCGCUCAGCGCGUUCGAGAUGGUCGAGACCGAGUACAUGCAGAACAACUGCGGCAAGUUCCUGCAGGUGCGGUGCGACUGCGUCGACUACGGCGGCAAGGACUUUGGCCGGUACCAGGAGGGCAUCAACAUCCCCGAGUUCAUCGGCACCAAGAAGAUCACCGGCCUCAAGAUCUACCCGAUGCACUUCCACGAGGAGCGGGACGCCGUGGCCGCCCGCCUGAUCAAGCGCGGCGCGACGUUCGAGGGGCUGGCCGGGCACCACUACAAGGAGUACAAGGGCAAGGCGAUCACCUGGGACCGCGAGGGCAACGAGGUGGAGUGCCAGAUCACGGGGCGCAUCAUCGUGGACAUCGACAGCUUCAACCGCUUCAGCCCGUGGCGUGUGCGGUACCUGCAGGACUUCAACGCCACCGAUCUGGACAAGUUCAGCAAGCAUAAGGAGGAGCUCAAGCUGGCGGAGGAGAAGUUUGUGCUGCCGCCGUACUACCAGAUGCUGUGCCGGUGCCGCACGCGCGGGUACUCGCUCAAGUUCAAGAAGUGGCUCGACUUCUUCGUCGAGCAGGUCAGCGAGGUGGUGUGGAACAGCACAGCGUUCGACCGCCUGGUGCUGCCCCCCGACCAGAAGGAGCUUAUCAUGUCCUUCUCGGAGUCGCAGAUCGCCGGAAGCACGUUUGACGACGUCAUCCAGGGCAAGGGCAAGGGCAUCAUCUGCCUGUUGUCGGGCCCGCCUGGUGUGGGCAAGACGCUGACGGCCGAGGCGGUAGCCGAAAACCUCAAGGUGCCGCUGCACAUGCUCAGCUCAGGCGACCUGGGGUCGGACCCGUGGGAGGUGGAGCGCGAGCUCAAGUCGAUCCUGGAGCUGGUGGCGCGGUGGAACGCGAUUCUGCUGUUGGACGAGUGCGACGUGUUCCUCGAGGCGCGCAGCACGCACGAACUGGAGCGCAACAAGAUCGUGUCCAUCUUCUUGCGCACGCUCGAGUACUACGAGGGCAUCAUGUUCAUGACAACCAACCGCGUCGAGGAUAUCGACGCUGCCUUCCAGUCGCGUAUCCACGUCAGCAUCGAGUACCCGGAUCUUACCUCUGCGUCGCGCCGCACGAUCUGGGCUAAUUUCCUGCGUGGGUCGACUAUCAAGAGCUCGCUGACGGAUAAGGAUAUUCAUGAGCUGGCGGAGCUGAAGCUGAACGGGCGGCAGAUCAAGAAUGUGCUCAAGACGGCGCAGUUGUUGGCCGCGCGGAAGAAGAGUGAGACGCUGGAUCGCAAGUAUAUCGAGACGAUUUUGGUGAUUGAGAAGAAGCGGCCGGGGGCGCCGCAGCAGAUGAUGCAUUACCUGUAA
Dichotomopilus funicola is the source of this 2115-nucleotide messenger RNA. Its product is annotated as mitochondrial sorting. The record is from RefSeq and is a predicted model, not a curated record. Gene Ontology annotation, molecular function: ATP hydrolysis activity; ATP binding. Bases 1 to 2115 code for a protein of 704 amino acids. The transcript has 2 exons. Lineage: Eukaryota; Fungi; Ascomycota; Sordariomycetes; Sordariales; Chaetomiaceae.